This is a messenger RNA of Elaeis guineensis (African oil palm), 2950 nucleotides long. Its product is annotated as pentatricopeptide repeat-containing protein At4g18840. Gene Ontology annotation, biological process: RNA modification. The record is from RefSeq and is a predicted model, not a curated record. Lineage: Eukaryota; Viridiplantae; Streptophyta; Magnoliopsida; Arecales; Arecaceae. Gene Ontology annotation, molecular function: RNA binding; protein binding.
CUCCAUCUGUGGUAUUGUAUGAGACUUCCAUUUUACUCUUCCAUUCUCUCAUCGUUGCUCUCGUCUUCAGCUCCAAUUAAAAUGUCAAGUAAAUAGGGCUCAAGCCACUUCCGAUGGCUCCUCCUUUCCAAAGUUAUGGCCACCACUUCUUUCUCCAAGCGUCUCUACCAAAACCCAUUGCUCUCUCUCCUUCAAAAUGCCAGAACCAACUCUCAAAUCCUCCAAAUCCACGCCCAAUUGAUCUGCAGAGCCCUCGUUUCCGACCUCUUCGUUGCAAGCCGUCUACUUUUCGCCAUCUGCGAGCUCUCCAACUCUUCUUCCGUCGACCUCACAGUAGCCUACGUUGAGCUCAUCUUCUCCCAAAUCCAUCAACCCAACACCUUCUCUUGGAAUACCAUCAUCAGGUUCCAUUCGCGGACCUCAAAACCCCUCCGGGCGCUCCUUUUCUUCUCCCAGAUGCGUAAAAAUGGGAUUUUUACUGAUAAUUACACGUAUCCAUUUGUUCUCAAGGCCUGUGCUUCGAUGCCUGGCCGUCGAGAAGGGUUGGUGGUGCACGGGGAGGUCGUGAAGGGAGGAUUUGAUGAGGAUUCCUUCGUGAGGAAUGGUUUGAUCAGCAUGUACUGCAGGAGUGGAGACGUUCAAUUGGGUAGGAAGCUUUUUGAUGGUUUCCAGUCGAGAGAUUUGGUAUCAUGGAACUCUAUGAUUGCUGGUUAUGUUAGUUGUGGGGAGAUCGGAGAAGCCCAGAAGCUUUUUGAUGCAAUGCCGGAUAGAGAUGCCUUCUCUUGGGCUAUCUUAAUUGAUGGCUAUGGAAAGAAAAUAGGGGAUGUCGGUCGUGCUCGAGAGUUGUUUGAUGCGAUGCCUGAUAGGGAUUUGGUCUGUUGGCAUUCCAUGAUUGAUGGGUACGCUGGUCUUGGUAUGAUGGGUCCGGCCCGAGAGCUCUUUGAAGCGAUGCCUGAGAGGAAUGUCAUCUCGUGGAGUAUCCUCAUCGAUGGCUAUGUCCGCCAUGGUGAUCCUAAGGAAGCUCUGGACAUAUUUCAGCAAAUGCUUCACCAUGGUAUGAAACCUGAUAAGGUUAGUGCUGUUGGUGUGAUUUCAGCAUGCGCUCAGUUGGGCGCUCUCGAUCAGGGUCGAUGGGUCCACUUCUAUCUGAAAAAGAACAGAAUUUUGUUUGAUGUUGUAGUCCAAACUGCCCUGAUAGAUAUGUACAUGAAAUGUGGGAGCUUGGACCUUGCGAGGAGGCUUUUUGACAGCAUGCAUGAGAGGAGUGUUGUUACUUGGAAUGUAAUGAUUGUUGGACUUGGGGUUAAUGGCUAUGGAGGAGAAGCUGUGGAGCUUUUCUAUCAAAUGGAGAAGGAAGGAGCAUUAAUGGAUGAUCUUUCUUUUCUUGCUGUGUUGACUGCAUGCACCCAUGCUGGUUUAGUUGCAAAGGGAUGGCAGAUAUUUGAUAGGAUGAGGAGUGAUUUCAGGAUAACUCCUAUGGCUGAACACUAUGGUUGCUUGGUGGAUCUCCUUGGGCGUGCCGGAAGGUUGCAUGAAGCUAGAAAUGUCAUAGAGACAAUGCCAAUGAAGCCUACUUCGACAUUGUGGGGAUCACUUCUUGCAGCUUGUCGGACACAUCGAUGUGUUGAUUUGGCUGAAGUUUCAGUUGAGCAGCUCAAGAAUCUUGGAGCGGAUGACAGUGGGGUUUAUGUGCUUUUAUCCAAUAUCUAUGCGGAAGAGGGAAUGUGGGAUGAUGUGUGGAGAAUAAGGAAGUUGAUGAGUGCCAGAGGGAUGAAGAAGGAAGUUGGAAGGUGUGUGAUUGAGGUGAAUGGCGAGGUUCAUGAGUUUGUGAAUGGCGAUGUCUCACAUCUAGAAAUAUUUGCUGUUCUUUGGAGUUUGUCUAAUAAGGUAGCCUCAGUAUAGCUUUCAAAAUGUGCUCUUAUUGGCUAAUUGUUGCUCCCUGCAGUAUGAAGUUUUCAAAGACAUUCAUUUUGGAGCAAGGCAAACUUGCUUGGGAUCAGUCCAUUCAGAAAUUAAUCUGCAUAAAAGAGAUGGGUCAUUACCAAAUAAUCAGAGAGAGAUUCUCAAUAAAGAUUCUAGGAUUGGACCAAGAGGAUCGUGAUGUAAUUAUUCUUUCUAGACAGUUUAAAUUCUGAUUAUGAAUGUUGUGUUGAUAGAUGGGCUCUUGGUUUUAGUAGGGUUUGUUCUUGCGGUGAAAUUAGACAAGGUGCAUACACUUCAAAGUUCCGACAAAAGGGAUUGAAAUAUUUUUGUUGAAUCUCUGUCAAUAAUGUUGGUGGUUCAUCACUCCAAUUAUAGCAACUUAUGCUCUGGAAACUCCCUCCUGUUGAACCUUGAAUACUUCCCGGGUGGCCAGUUGUUCGACUAGUGAUGUACGCUCAAAGCUCUUAUUAACUGACAGUGUCAGCCUCUGAUCACUAGAUCAAAGCCUACUAAAAGAGUUCAUCCAGGAAGCCAUUAGCCACCUCAAGAAGCCUACACUCGAGAUCCCUGUAAUUUCCUUUGUAAAGCAUGCAUAGAUCUGCCAUACAUGUGCCUAUGAUUGUCCAAACUGCAGAGCAGAUUCUUGAAAUUAUCCAGUUUAUUUUCAUCAUUCUGCAGCACAUGAUCUUUAUGAAUGUCAAUGAAUCAACUGCAUUGAAGUAAAUGGCAUCAGUGGAUCAGCUGUUUAUCAAGCAUAGGUCCUUUGGAGUUUGUAUAUCUUGUCCUCACACAAUCGACAUGAGCUGGGUUCUCAAUUAACAAAGUUAAAAGGAAGACAAACGACAGGAAUUUUGAUUGAUCUUUGGGUUUGUAAAUAUCUUUUAGAGGGCUGUCCAGAUACUACAUUGUUUGGUUUCUGACUCUCUAUUUUCAGCACGGUUCUCUAUAACAUAGUUAUUUAUAGCCAUCUCAGAUAGAUAAUGUUCUUGUUUCAUGUUGUUCAAUAAUAAAGUUUCUUUUUCCUCAA